AUAAAGAUAAUACGUUAAGCUAUGGUGAAACAUUGACAUCAUCACAUGUGCUCGGCCGCUGUGCGAAAUGAGCUCCAAAAUAUCCCACAAAGUUGACAAAUCAAUUCUAAACAAAUUUUGGCAAUUAGCAGAAUGUAACCAGACAAAGAUAAUACAGGCUUCAAAAGGGCUGAUCGAAGAUCUUAGCCUUCGGCAGGUGGAUGAGUCUACAGGUAUCAGUGAGGAGCUGCAAUAUUCCAUUAGCAGACUUGUAAAAGGUCUAGCCUCUAGUCGACAGUCUGCUAGACAUGGUUUUUCUGUGGCACUCUGUCAGAUCCUUCGAAACUUUCCAAGCAUAAAUGUGGACAUGAUACUUGGUGCUGUUGCCGAACAUCUAAAGUUUACGCAGAAGGAAUCACGAUCGGAGCAGGGAAAUAUUUUACUUGGAAAAGUUCUAGCCUAUAUGGCUUUGGUGCAGUCUGGCCGAAUAACAAGUGCCACUCAGGAACAUGUACAAAAAAUAGUCCAGAGUCUGGUGCAGGUUUGCCAGAAGAGGUCAUUCCUGAAACAGAUCUCUACAUAUGCCAUAUCCCUCAUUGUCUCCCAGGUAAAUACAGAAAUCUUCAAAGCAGCAGUAUGGUCGGAGAUAGAGGCUGAGCUGACCCAGGGGUGGACAGGCUGCUCUCCUGAUACCCUCAUGUUACUACUGGCUUGUCAGAAGUACCACCCGAAAAUGGUAGACAAGACAUUUUUGAAGACAUAUUGGGGGUUACCAAAAGUAUUCUGUGCAGAGAAUCUCAAAAACAUUUGGAAUGUUUUAAAGCUCUCCAUUGAAUUUUUCCCUGUGGUACAUUUGAUAAAUGAUGAGGUUAUUCAUCAGCUGUCUACUUCAAAGAUUUCCUUUACUGAUUUCUGGACAGAAGGAAGGGAUCUCUUGUUUGGUAAAGAGCACCACUCGGCAGUCAAUGUGGGGCUCUACUUGAUGACAAAAAUGUUACCCCACCUUAAAACACCAGAGGAAAUCGAGUGCCUGUUACCAGCUAAUGUGGUCAAAGUUUUAGUGAAAGUAAUUGAUGGAAAGCAGAAGAAAAAGAACCCUGUUUAUGAAUCAGCUACUAGAUUUAUAAAUGGCUUAGUCACAUAUGUGAAAUCCUCAGAAAAUGCAGAGAACUCCAUAAAAGUUCUGCACUGUUUCUUUGAAACUCAGUGCCCAAAAGGAACCCACCUUACCAGGUCACUGGACACAAUUAUUCAGUCUCUCAGCUCAGAAGCAGCUAAGAAAUAUGGAGAGAAUUUAAUGAAAGUGUUUAAGAAAUACAUUAAAGACCCCCGAGAGAAUAUGAUGGGGAUCCAACACGUGGCCACUCACAUCCGGACCCUGGUGACCCUCCCUAGCACCUCAGGGGACCACGCCUGGCAGCUCCACCUCCUACAGUUCCUUGGCCUCCACUCCUUCUGGACAGUCAAGGCCAAGUCAUCAGCACUCCCUCAUUGUUCAUAUUGCACACAACCAAUGGAGGACAAGCUCAGAAAGCCAUUCCAGGAUAAUUUUUUAAAGGCACUAAGCAACCUGCUUAUUUAUAACACAGAAAAAUCAAAGACCUCAUCUCUGGAUGCCUACCUAGAUACAGUUUGUCAGCUUUGUAAAUAUUUUCAGGAUUUAGUAGAAGCUUCAGAAGUUGUAUCUUUAGUUGUGGAUUUCCCAGAGGAUGAAAGGGAACAGUGGGUGAAAACAGUGGUGUGUUUACUCGGAAUGCAGGAAAAGAGUGCAGCCAAAAGUCCAGAGAGGUCUGAUCUGCACAGAGCCUUCAUGCUGCUGUUUGUGUUCCAUGCUCUCCAUCUGUUUAUGUCCAAAGAGAAUGCUGUCAGCGCCUUACAGGACAUUCAUGUCUGUUAUAACAAGGCUGUUAAACACAAGAGAAGAUCCACUGUCAAGUCUGCCAAAUCAGAGCCAGAAUGGAUAGAGGUAGUGACGGAGCUUCUGCUGAGUAUGAUGUCCCAGGGCUCCAACUUUGCCCGUCUUGCUGCCAAGACGACCUUCAGCUGUCUGACGGACCAUGUCACACCCGAUUCAUUGGGGCUGAUCACUGAUGUGCUCAAGUUGGAGAAAGGAGAUGAGAAUGAACUAAUCAGCUUUGAGGAUGAGGAUGAGAAUAUGAUGGAAAAUGCCUCAGAUAUGGAAGUUGGAGAUGAAGAAAAUGGGCUUUCAGAAGAAGAGAAGGAUAUUGAAGAAGAGAAAAGUGAAGAAGAUUCUGGGGAUGAGGAUGAGUCUGAGGAAGAGGAAGAAGAAGAAGAGGAGGAAGGAGAGGUGGAUGAGGAAUUCAGGAAUGCUGUCAAGUCUGCUCUGGGAGAUGCAGUGGAUAAAUCAGAUAGUGAGGAGGAGUCUGAGCCUGACUUAGAUGAUGAUGAUAUGUUUAAAUUUGAUGAAGCCUUGGCACAAGUAUUCAAGAACAUGAGAAAAACAAAGGAGGCUGAGGCCAAAGAAAACAAGAAGCAGCUUCUGGCCUUCAAAUCCAGAGUACUGGAUUUAGUUGAAAUCUUGGUUAAAAGUCAACCUCCUGCAGAUCUGACACUGGAUCUGAUAUUUCCUCUACUGGAGCUGGUGGCCAGUACAGAGAAGCACAAAGAGGGCCCUGAACUGGACCUGGGAAAGAGGGCAGGCAACAUGUUCCGAAUGCUAUACAAGAAAGCAAAGAUACAUGGCAAUGUGGCUGUAUCUAGAGAUCGCUACCUGCAGGCCCUAAACAACGCUAUACAGUUUUCAACAAAAGUAACAACCAAACAAAUUGUAAAUGAUGUCUCUGAUGCCUGUCUACUUGUGAUAAGGUUGUUAAUGAACUUAGAUCUAGGAAGUCUUGGACCAUCUCCAAUGAAAACCAGAUCAGGAAAGGCUCAGAAAGAGAAGAAGGUUGAGAUGGAAAGGGACCAGGAUUCAGUUCAUCAGUUGGUCAUUGAUUCAGUUCAGUCAAAUGUGAAGGAUUUUCUACAGAAAAAAAAACAGAAACUUCACACAGAAUUCUUCUACAACAUGUUUAGCAAGUUUCCUGUCUUGUUUUGGCCAAUCACAGAAACCCUACUGACCACAAUGCAGGAUGAUCAAGCCAAGGUCUUCAUGAAGACUCAAGCUUGCUACCUGUUGUCGGGGAUGCUGAACAAGGAUGUUGAAAAGAAUAUAGGGGAGGAAGCAUGGAAUGAAUUUUCCCUUUCUCUGAUAGCUGGCAUUUCAAGGAUAAUGCGAGGUAUUACCAAGGAAGCUUUUCCCACCAAACUGAUACACGAUGUUUGUGUCACCAUGAGGAAGUACCUGUUCAGCUCCCAGAAACCUCUGGAAAUAUCGUCGGAGAUCACUGAAAAGUUGGAGAGUCUGCGAGGUUCCUUCAACACCGACAUCCGCAAAGAGUACAACAUGAUGAUGGGGAAACUUGGGAAGACGGCUAAUGUGAAUCAGAAUAAACAGGCCAAAAAAAGGAAAAACAAAGAAAAGGUAGCCUUGAGUGCUCAGACACCUGAAAGCAAGAAAGCCAAGCAGAGUCAAAUAGAAGACAUUGCGAGUCCUGUUGUUAAAAAAAAGACUAACAAGGGAAAGCAGACUGUGCAUGGAACAGUGAAGCAGGGGUCCCAAACAGGGAACUCCAGCUUUGAGCCAGACCCGAAAGCCAGCUUAAAAAAGAAAAACUCGGAAUUAGAUACCCCAGGGGGUAGUGGCAAGUCUAAGAAAAAGAAAUUCAACAAGAAAAAUGACUCCAUUACUGAAUAAAGCUGUUAAUUUUGAAAUCUA
Magallana angulata is the source of this 3757-nucleotide messenger RNA. Its product is annotated as myb-binding protein 1A-like protein. Bases 68 to 3736 code for a protein of 1222 amino acids. The record is from RefSeq and is a predicted model, not a curated record. Gene Ontology annotation, molecular function: sequence-specific DNA binding; RNA binding; transcription corepressor activity. NCBI's taxonomy places the organism in Eukaryota, Metazoa, Mollusca, Bivalvia, Ostreida, Ostreidae. Gene Ontology annotation, biological process: regulation of DNA-templated transcription. Gene Ontology annotation, cellular component: nucleolus. The transcript is spliced from 35 exons.